Messenger RNA from Mucor mucedo, 1045 nucleotides. RefSeq lists its product as uncharacterized. Bases 170 to 1045 code for a protein of 291 amino acids. The record is from RefSeq and is a predicted model, not a curated record. The transcript is spliced from 3 exons. Lineage: Eukaryota; Fungi; Mucoromycota; Mucoromycetes; Mucorales; Mucoraceae.
GUCAGACAGUUACAUGUGGUCUGUUUUCAUCUUUCGAUAAUUAAUGGAUUUACCUUAAUACCUUGUUUGUGACCUGUUUAAUACAAGAGUUAAUUUAAGAUGUAUCAAAUGAAAAUGUUGUUAGAUUCAAUCUUUCUUCCUUACUUUCGCCACUUUAUUUCAAGAUGAAAUGGAAAGCCCAAGUGGCGGUGAUAAAAGAAAUGUAAGGCAAAAACCAAGACCUUUACUUUUAGAAUACAGCCAUGGGGAAAGUAGCAGUACUGAAGGCUCUUCAGACGGGGAUGUUCCCUUAGAAUGCUAUUGCUUAAAUAGCAAUAUAGCUUCGUUCACGUCUAGCACUCGUGAUAAUACUAAAUUAUCUGAACUAUUGGAAACUGCUGUUUCAAACUUUGAAGUUACCUCCAACGAUAAUAAGAGUAGAUUAAGAAAUUAUUUCUUUUCUCAUCAACUCAAGAUCAUCCCUAAUGCUGGUCAACUUGCGUUUGAUAACAAUCUCGCUAAUAAUGUUGUACCUACAGUUCAACAAUUAGUUAAAAUGUUGAACAAUGGUGCCGACAAUCCGUUCAUAAUCAAAUCCAAAAAGUAUGACGGAAAAAUAGUAGUACCUAAAGGGAAUCUUUUAUUAUAUGCUUGUAGUCGAAUUUAUAACUGCCGCAUUUAUUUGUUUUCAUCAAGAGCAAAGCCAAUAGUUAUCCAUCCACCGUCAAAUAGUCAAUUAGAUAAAACCAAUGUCUCAAAUAUUGCUAUAUUCAAAUAUUGCGAUUCGUUUAUUACGGAAUGGUUUUCGCUGGAGUUGAGAAAAAAGCCUGGUGUCUAUGUUAAAAAGUCGAGUAACAUUGUUAAUACUACUACUACACUCGCGGCAGAAAAAAGACAAGUAAGUGAGAAAAAACCAAGACAAGCUUAUACCAAAAUUGGAAAUGAUCUUGAUGAUGAAAUUUUAUGUCUACUGGAGGAAGAAGUCAAAUUUCAGUAUCGAAAGAAAUGGUCUUCAUACCAAACAAAGCAAAAAAAUAAAUCCAAUAUGAUCCAAAAAAUUUUCUGA